CAGAAGCCGGGACACAUCGGCCGGGUCUCGGCAGAUGGGAGGCGGAAGACAAAACUCGGCGAGAGGCGAGCAGCUCCUCUCCGGUACCACUUGCUUCUUUCCGAGUCGAGGCUCAGUCUGAGAAGCGGGAAAUUAAAAAUAAAUAAAGCGGACGCACUCCAGUGUUUAAACCUCUUAAAAACUCGUCGUCGGACUACACUUCAACACAAGCCGCCAUGUCCGCUAAAGCCAUCUCAGAGCAAACGGGCAAGGAGUUCCUGUAUAAGCACAUCUGCACCUCGGCGACAGUCCAGAACCGCUUUCGCUAUGCCAGCGUCACUCCGGAGACCGACCUGGACCGACUGGCGCAGGAGCACCCCUGGCUGCUCACGGAGAGGCUGGUGGUGAAGCCGGACCAGCUGAUCAAGAGGCGGGGCAAACUUGGCUUAGUGGGCGUCAACCUGGACCUGAACGGCGUCAGGGAGUGGCUCAGGACCCGCCUCAUGAAGGAGACGACGGUGGGAAAAGCCAAAGGUGUUCUCAAGAACUUCCUCAUUGAACCCUUUGUCCCUCACAAGCAGUCAGAGGAGUUCUACGUGUGCAUCUACGCCACGCGCGAAGGUGACCACAUACUGUUCCACCAUGAAGGUGGCGUGGACGUGGGCGACGUGGACUCAAAAGCCAAGAAGCUGCUGGUCGGAGUGGACGAGAAGAUUAGCGAGGGCUCGGUGAGCAAGCAGUUGCUUGCCCAAGUCCCCAACGACAAGAGGCUGGUCCUGGCCCAAUUCAUCGUUGGUCUUUUCAAUCUAUAUGAAGACCUGUUCUUCACAUACUUGGAGAUCAAUCCACUAGUGGUUACGAAAGAUGGCGUCUACGUGCUGGACAUGGCGGCGAAGAUUGACGCCACGGCGGACUACAUUUGCAAGGCCAAGUGGGGGGAUGUGGAGUUCCCGCCACCUUUUGGCAGGGAGGCAUACCCUGAGGAGGCCUACAUUGCCGACCUGGACGCCAAGAGCGGCGCCAGCCUCAAGCUGACCCUGCUCAACCCGCAGGGCCGGAUCUGGACCAUGGUGGCAGGCGGUGGAGCCUCCGUCGUGUACAGCGACACCAUCUGCGACCUGGGUGGCGUGGACGAGCUAGCCAACUAUGGCGAGUACUCGGGGGCGCCGAGCGAGCAGCAGACGUACGACUACGCUAAGACCAUCCUCUCGCUCAUGACGAGAGAAAAGCACCCUGAUGGUAAAGUCUUGAUCAUCGGAGGGAGCAUUGCCAACUUCACAAAUGUGGCGGCGACGUUCAAGGGUAUUGUGCGAGCGAUCCGAGACUACCAGGUACCUCUCAAGGAGCACGAAGUGACUAUUUUUGUCCGGCGUGGGGGUCCAAAUUACCAAGAAGGUCUGCGGGUGAUGGGAGAAGUCGGCAAGACCACUGGGAUCCCCAUCCAUGUCUUUGGCACCGAGACCCACAUGACGGCCAUUGUAGGCAUGGCGCUGGGUCACCGGCCCAUCCCUAACCAGCCUCCUGUCGCUGCCCACACAGCCAACUUCCUGCUCAACUCCAGCGGCAGCACAUCGACUCCGGCAUCUUCUCGCACAGCCUCCUUCUCCGAGAACAGAUGCAAAGUUGAUGGCUCCCCGGCAAAGAAAGCCAAAUGUGCAGCUCCCGUCGUCAAGGCGACCACGCUGUUCAGCAAGCAGACCAAAUCCAUCGUGUGGGGCAUGCAGACGCGGGCCGUGCAGGGCAUGUUGGAUUUUGACUACGUCUGUUCCAGGGACGAUCCCUCCGUGGCGGCCAUGGUUUACCCUUUCACAGGCGACCACAAGCAGAAGUUCUACUGGGGUCAUAAAGAGAUCCUCCUACCGGUGUACAAGAACAUGGGCGAGGCCAUGAAGAAGCACCCGGACGUGGACGUGCUCAUCAGUUUCGCGUCCCUACGCUCGGCGUUCGACAGCACCAUGGAGACCAUGCAGUAUCCGCAGAUUCAUACCAUCGCCAUCAUAGCCGAGGGGAUCCCCGAAGCGCACACCAGGAAGAUUAUUAAGACCGCUGAUGAGAAGGGUAUCACCAUUAUCGGACCUGCGACUGUGGGUGGCAUCAAGCCGGGCUGCUUUAAGAUUGGCAACACCGGGGGCAUGCUGGACAACAUCCUGGCCUCCAAACUGUACCGGCCAGGCAGCGUGGCAUAUGUGUCGCGAUCGGGCGGCAUGUCCAACGAGCUCAACAACAUUAUUUCGCGCACCACCGAUGGCGUUUUUGAAGGCGUGGCUAUCGGCGGGGACAGGUAUCCAGGCUCCGUGUUCACCGAUCACGUGCUGCGCUAUCAGGACACCCCUGGAGUGAAGAUGAUUGUUGUGCUGGGCGAGAUCGGCGGCACAGAGGAGUACAAGAUCUGCCAUGCCAUCAAAGAAGGCAGGAUCACCAAGCCCGUGGUGUGCUGGUGCAUCGGAACUUGCGCCACCAUGUUCGCUUCAGAGGUCCAGUUUGGCCAUGCGGGAGCGUGUGCCAACCAGGCUGCAGAGACGGCAGUGGCUAAGAACAAAGCUCUGAAGGAGGCUGGUGCUUUUGUGCCAAAGAGCUUUGAUGAGCUUGGCGAGAUCAUUAAGUCUGUGUAUGAUGACCUCGUGGCUAACGGAGUCAUCCAACCAGCGCCGGAGCAACCCCCUCCCACUGUGCCAAUGGAUUAUUCCUGGGCACGAGAGCUGGGUCUGAUCCGCAAACCCGCAUCGUUUAUGACGAGCAUCUGCGAUGAGAGGGGGCAAGAGCUUAUCUACGCCGGCAUGACCAUCACGGAGGUCUUUAAAUCAGAAAUUGGUCUGGGAGGCACUCUAGGUCUUCUGUGGUUUCAGAGGAGGCUGCCCAGAUACGCCUGCCAGUUCAUCGAGAUGUGUCUCAUGGUGACCGCAGAUCACGGUCCUGCCGUCUCUGGCGCUCACAACACCAUUGUGUGUGCCCGUGCGGGCAAAGAUUUGAUUUCUAGUCUCACCUCUGGCCUGCUCACCAUUGGUGAUCGCUUUGGAGGCGCCUUGGACGCCGCAGCCAAGCAGUUCAGCAAGGCCUUCGACAGCGGCAUGCUGCCUAUGGAGUUUGUCAACAAGAUGAAGAAGGACGGGCAACUUAUCAUGGGCAUCGGCCACAGGGUCAAGUCCAUUAAUAAUCCUGACAUGCGAGUCCAGAUUUUGAAGGAUUUUGUGAAGCAGCACUUCCCCUCCACACAGUUGCUAGAUUAUGCGCUUGAUGUGGAGAAGAUCACCACUUCAAAAAAGCCCAACUUGAUACUGAAUGUUGAUGGCUUCAUCGGCGUGGCUUUCGUGGACCUGCUCAGAACCUGUGGUGGAUUUACCAGAGAUGAAGCAGACGAGUUUGUGGAAAUUGGCGCUCUCAACGGCAUUUUUGUCCUGGGUCGCAGCAUGGGAUUCAUUGGACACUACCUGGAUCAGAAGCGGCUGAGGCAGGGUCUCUAUCGUCACCCGUGGGAUGAUAUCUCCUACGUUCUCCCGGAACACAUGUCCAUGUAGGGCCCUGAUAUGGCAUAUUUCAUCAAUAUGUUACUGUUCAUGUCACAAUCUACCGCCGGACAGUAGCAAAAACAUGCACCGCUGUGAAAAUCCUCUCAGACGUGAAAAGUUUUUCACAGGUGAGAAGUUCCAAUGAUGUUCUCAUGUCUCCAUGCAGCUCUAUUUUGUGUGCCAUUUCUUGAGCUUCAUUGUCUUGAGCUUGUUACACAGGGUGACCGUGUAGUAGUGCAAUAAUGUGAAAAUAAACUGUAGAUGAUAGACUUAUUUAUGUAUACUUGUGUAGCUGAACUAAUGAAGAAGCUGUUUUAAUUUUCCAUCGUGUCCUGUUUUGGCUGUUUGUCGAUUAAGGGACCAUUUAUAUGUCAUUCCCAUGCAGUGAUGUAAAAUAAUGGCACUACAUAAUACGCUACUAGAAUAAUAUCAUUAGAGCAAUAAAAUGCUACCAAUUAUUACUUCCAAAAUGUUUUAGAUUAGGUAUUUGGGAUAACUAUAACAAUGACCUCACUCAUGUUGUUGCAAUACUUGUGCGUGAAUUCACUGUGCCUCCAACUCUACUGUUUGUCAACACUUGUGUAAUUAAAAGUGUGUUCUGUGUGUCUGCCCUCUUUCUGGUCCAAAUCUAGUUUGUCUAGGAGCGGAUGAAUAAAUGUUUGUUAAAAACUAUGAAAGAAUAGAAUAGAAAGAUUUAAUUGUCAUUGACAUUGUACAGAUACCCCACCAGAACAAGAUAUGUUUUUUUAUGACGCCACUCCUCUGUUAUUCUGGCUGUCUGCUUCGGGCCAUUGUCAUGUUGGAAGACCCAGUCACGACCAAUUUUCAGUGCUCUAACUGAGGGAAGGAGGUAAUUCCCCAAAAUCUCAGAAUGCAUGGCCCUGGUCAUCCUCUCCUUAAUACAGUAGAAUCGUCCAGUCCCAUGUGCAGAAAAACAACCACAAAGCACAAUGCUACCACCCCCUUGCUUCACAGUAGGGAUGGUGUUCUUGGGAUGGUAAUGAUUAAUUUUCUUCCUCCAAACACUAUGAGUGGAAAGAUCACCAAAAAGUUCCGAAAAUAGAAAAUCUGCAAAGUAGAGGCAGAGCUUAUUUACAUUAAAGAUUUUUUUUCCUUUUUUUUUUGUGGGUGUGUUCAAUGU
Messenger RNA from Corythoichthys intestinalis (scribbled pipefish), 4626 nucleotides. It is a transcript of the gene aclya, whose product is annotated as ATP citrate lyase a. Bases 216 to 3494 code for a protein of 1092 amino acids. Gene Ontology annotation, molecular function: ATP citrate synthase activity. The transcript has 28 exons. Gene Ontology annotation, cellular component: cytosol. The record is from RefSeq and is a predicted model, not a curated record. NCBI's taxonomy places the organism in Eukaryota, Metazoa, Chordata, Actinopteri, Syngnathiformes, Syngnathidae. Gene Ontology annotation, biological process: acetyl-CoA biosynthetic process; tricarboxylic acid cycle; fatty acid biosynthetic process.